Sebastes umbrosus (honeycomb rockfish) is the source of this 2984-nucleotide messenger RNA. It is a transcript of the gene hectd3, whose product is annotated as HECT domain containing 3. NCBI's taxonomy places the organism in Eukaryota, Metazoa, Chordata, Actinopteri, Perciformes, Sebastidae. The record is from RefSeq and is a predicted model, not a curated record. Gene Ontology annotation, molecular function: ubiquitin-protein transferase activity. Bases 258 to 2843 code for a protein of 861 amino acids. The transcript has 20 exons.
AUUUUGAAAUACAAACGACGGAAGUUGGGGAGGGUCAAAAGUCUCUACUGCGCUUCCGCGUUGUCAGAAAUCCAAGAAGUCCACACCGACAGAGAGAGAGGAGUUACACACUUAAACACAACACUAAUCCACAGCACAGGAGGAGCAUCAUCCUCGCUGCAGCAGGCAGGAACACAAAGGUGGUGUAAUGUCAGCUGACCUAACCUGCUGCUGAGCUGCUGACUGUCACCUCCAUCACCUCCAUCACCUCCAUCAUCAUGUCUCUGGGAGACAACCCUCACCUGCUGCUGGGCAGGAUCCGCUUCCUGAACAGGUGCAUUGAGUGCUUCAAGAGGAGCGAGUCGGUGCCGGAGUGUCUGUGUUAUGUCCCCAAAGAAGUGUGCUACAAGAUCUGCAAGGACUCCUCCUCCUCCACCUCCUCUGCGUCCACCGGAGGAGCGUCUGCAGGAGGCUCCACCGUCGGGAAGACGCUCGUCUCCGUCUUCGAGAGUCCACACCAGACUCCACACGUUAAGAAGUUAUGCAAGUACAACAUAGAGCCAAAGAAAGGGACUUGUAUCCGGACUACAGGGGAGGAGUACUGCAACAGCCAGGGCCUCUGGGUCAAAAUCAAUAAGGAGCAGUUGGAGGAGCACCGUCUGGGCCAGGAGUUGGAGGAAGGCUGGAUCCUGGUGUGUAAACACACAGAGGGAGGCGACAGGCUGGUCCCGGUGGAGUCACCGGAGACAAUUAGCCGACAACAGCAGCUCUUCGGCUACGACCACAAGCCCUGCAACAGGUGGGAGCAGGUGGUGAGUGUGGAGAACGCGCUUUACAUCGGCUCUAAACCCAAAAUCGCUGAGUGUGAUGAUGCUGCCGUCCAGAAGCUAAGGUAUGUUCCUCCAACCUGGGGGUAUGAAUGUGAUGAGGACUUGGUGCACUACUUCUAUGACCACAUCGGGAAAGAGGAUGAGAACCUGGGGAGCGUGAAGCAGUGCGUGACCAGCAUCGAUGUUUCCUCGUGUUCGGAGGAUCCCAGCGGAGGGGCGAGCUGUCUGACAGACGGCGACACCGAAACGUACUGGGAGAGCGACGGCAUGCAGGGACAACACUGGAUACGCCUGCACAUGAAGAGAGGCACCGUGGUCAAUAAGCUGAUAUUGACGGUGGACUCUACAGACGACAACUACAUGCCCAAACGAGUCACGGUGUUUGGAGGAGAGGGAGACAACCUGAAGAAGCUGAGUGACGUCACCAUAGACGACAAUCUGAUUGGAGAAGUGUGUGUGCUGGAGGAUAUGACAUCUCACCUGCCUGUGAUUGAGGUUCGGAUUGAGGAGUGUAGAGGCUCUACAGAUGAGGGCAUAGACGUCCGGAUCCGAGGCUUGAAGAUCAAGUCGUCAUGUGAAAGAGACCUGGGUCUAAACGCUGAUGUUUUCCAGUCCUCUAACCUGGUGCGCUACCCCCGUCUGCAGGGCAACACGCCCGACGUCCUGUACCGCAGAGCGCUGGUCAUCCAGAGGUUCAUCUGUCUCCUGGACAGCGUGCUCCCACACUUGGUACCGGCCUGGGAUUACAGUCUGGGAACCUUCAACCAGAUCAAAAGCAUAAAGCAGUUCCUGCUGCUGUCCAAACGCCGCUCAGCCCUCAUCACGCAGUGCCUGAAGGACUCUGAGACCAGUAAGCCAAACUUCAUGCCGCGACUGUACAUCAACAGACGUCUGGCCAUGGAGCACAGAGACAACACCUCUCUGGACGCCAGCUGCAAGAACGCUGUGUUCAAUCAGGUGUAUGAAGGCCUCAAGCCGUCUGACAAAUUUGAGAAGACUUUGGAUUAUAGAUGGCCUGCUCGGUAUGACCAGUGGUGGGAAUGUAAGUUCAUUGCGGAGGGAAUCAUAGACCAGGGAGGUGGAUUUCGGGACAGCCUUGCUGACAUGUCUGAGGAGCUGUGCCCCAGCUCAGCGGAGUGUCCCAUGCCUCUGCCGUUCUUCAGCCGUACGUCCAACCAGGGCUCCUUAGAGGCCAGAGAUUACUACGUCCCCAACCCGUCCUGUAAAGAGUUCCACAAGUAUGAGUGGAUCGGUCAGCUCAUGGGAGCUGCUCUCAGAGGAAAAGACUUCUUGGUCUUGGCUCUGCCCGGGCUGGUGUGGAAGCAGCUGACUGGGGAGUCUGUCAGCUGGAGUAAAGAUUUCCCCGCUGUGGACUCUGUGCUGGUGAACCUGCUGGAGGCCAUGGACAACAUGGACCAGGAGACGUAUGAGUUCAGAUUUGGUGAGGAGCUGGUGUACACCACCCUGCUGAGCGACGGCCAGAUGGUGGAUCUUAUACCCGGCGGCAGUAACGUGGCCGUUCGUUACGAGGACCGCAGCGAGUUCGUCCGCCUGGUGCAGAAGGCUCGGCUCGAGGAGAGCAGGCAGCAGAUUGCAGCCAUGCAGGCGGGGCUGCUGAAGGUGGUUCCUCAGGCGGUGCUGGACCUGCUCACCUGGCAGGAGGUGGAGAAGAAAGUGUGUGGAGACCCUGAGAUCACUGUGGAGGCCCUGAAACGACUCACACGCUAUGAGGACCUGGAACAAAGUGACGUUAGAGUGCAAUACUUAUGGGAAGCACUGACGAGCUUCACCAAUGAGGAUCGCAGCAGGUUUCUGAGGUUUGUAACUGGUCGAAGUCGUCUUCCUGCGCCUAUCUACGUCUUUCCUGACAAACAAGGCUCUGAAACGACUGACGCACUUCCACAGUCCUCCACAUGUUCCAGCACUCUUUAUUUACCCAACUACCCAAGUGCAAAAGUAUGUGAGGAGAAGCUGCGUUACGCUGCUUACAACUGUGUGGCCAUCGACACCGACAUGAGCCCCUGGGAAGAGUGAUCUCUCUGCUGCUUCACCCAACAAACAUUUUACAAAUCACUGUUGAAUGGACAGAAAUCUGGCCACGUUUAUCACCAUAUCUACACAACUGCCAAGUAAUCCUAGCUGUAUAUAAUAAAGAAAUCUAUGGAAACAUGGAAA